Messenger RNA from Clonostachys solani, 402 nucleotides. The record is from the annotation of a GenBank genome assembly. Lineage: Eukaryota; Fungi; Ascomycota; Sordariomycetes; Hypocreales; Bionectriaceae.
AUGAUUUAUCUCGAUCCGAUGAACUUGACCCUUCUGCUUGAUGAUUUCGAUAACAAGUGGAGGGAUGUCAGGCCUCAAUUCAAAGAUCUGUUGGGCAAGCGUGGAGUGUUUGGCAUAAGUGCGAUGUCGGUGUUGGAUAUUCUAAUGUCUUUGAUAUCUCCGCUGUCAGUGAUUGCCUGGAUGAUCUAUCGGGCGAUCAAGGUGUGGCGCCAGUUUCCUAAUGCUUGGACUGAUCAACUCAAGAGCGAGCAGGAAAUAUGGACAUACCAAUGGUGGGCGAGCGGUGGCGCGCGGGAUAUUCCUGAUGGAAACAUUCUCCGUUACUGGGAGCAUUACGGACAAAUCACUCUUUCUGUCUGGUGUAGGUUUUCCUACUUCCCCUAUGACACCAACUCCGACUGA